Messenger RNA from Staurois parvus, 340 nucleotides. The record is from the annotation of a GenBank genome assembly. NCBI's taxonomy places the organism in Eukaryota, Metazoa, Chordata, Amphibia, Anura, Ranidae.
UCAUGCUGCUGCCAGGUCCAGAGUGUGUCAUGGGUCCCUGUACGGCCUCCCAUUGCUGCUGUCUCCAUCGCCACACUCUGCCAUGUGCCACUUUCAGGUCUCCUCACACUGCUGGUGGGUUCCAUUUUGUCAUAGGGUGCUGGCAGAUUACGGGCCUCCCAUUGCUGCUGCCAGGCCCGUAAUCUGCCAUGGGCCCCCGUACCGACUCCUCAUGCUGCUGCCAGGUCCAGAGUGUGUCAUGGGUCCCUGUACGGCCUCCCAUUGCUGCUGUCUCCAUCGCCACACUCUGCCAUGUGCCACUUUCAGGUCUCCUCACACUGCUGGUGGGUUCCAUUUUGUC